Molecule: messenger RNA, 1343 nt
Organism: Dendroctonus ponderosae (mountain pine beetle)
Lineage: Eukaryota; Metazoa; Arthropoda; Insecta; Coleoptera; Curculionidae
Gene: Fkbp39
Product: 46 kDa FK506-binding nuclear protein
Exons: 8
Coding region: 166-1185 (339 amino acids)
Cellular component (GO): chromatin; nucleolus
Molecular function (GO): peptidyl-prolyl cis-trans isomerase activity; macrolide binding
Source: RefSeq, a predicted model, not a curated record
UCUGUCAGAGGUUCUGUGCAGUUCUGUGCAGUUCUAUGGUCUGUCGCGACUAACUAACCGGACGGCAUUUUCAUUUUUGCUAAAAGCUAAAAGUUGCAAAUUUGGUCAAACUGAACUCUAUUUUUUGUUAUUUUAAGUUUAAAUUAGUUCCUGACAAUAAUCAAAAUGUUUUGGGGUUUGAUAAUGGAGCCUCAAAGGCGCUAUACACAAGAGGUUAAUAAGUCGUUUCACAUAUCCAUGGCAACUCUGGAUUUGGAAAGUUCCAGUGAUGGAUAUGCCCAGGUUAUCUGCACAUUCAAUGGUAAAAACUACUUAUUAUGCACCUUACAAAAGCCUGGUCUGAUUCAAUGUGCCCUAGACCUCGAAUUCGCUGCUGGAACGCAAGUUUCCUUCGCUGCUAAUGGCAAAUCUCACAUUCACCUCACUGGAUACUUAACCGACUAUGAUGAUGAGGAAGGUUUAACUUUAGAAGACUUAGAUGAGGAAGAGGAGCAACCAGAUAUUGUAGAGCAAGGAUCCGCAUCAAAAAAACGGGCCUUGAAAGAAAAUGGAACCAUCUCUAGAUCAUCUAAGAAGGCAAAAUUGGAAAAUGGUACUUCUACAGAAGAUGUUGAGGAAGAGGAAGACUCAUCUGAUGAAGACUUUCUUGGAACAGAAGAACAAGAGGAUGUAAGUGAAGAAGACGACAGUGGAGAAGACGAAAACCUCUCGGAAGAGGCAGAGGAUGAAGAGGAAGUGGAAGAACCCAUUAUUGAGGAGGAAAUAGUUAGUAAAAAACAGCAGCGAAAACUCAAAAAGGAAAAAAAUAAGGAACAGCAAGAAUCAAACCAAUCACCUCAAAAGACUAAACAAACUUUGAAAGGCGGCGUGAUUGUGGAGGAUUUGGUGGAAGGCAGCGGCCCUCCAGCCAAAAAUGGAAAAUUUAUUACUGUUUACUAUGAAGGAAAGCUCCAGAAGAACAACAAGAUUUUUGACAAAACGGAAAAAGGGCCCGGUUUUAAGUUUCGACUCGGAACUGGCGAAGUUAUUAAAGGUUGGGAUAUUGGUAUAGUUGGCAUGAAGGCCGGUGGAAAGAGGAAAAUUAUUUGUCCCCCUCAAGUUGCGUAUGGAAGUAAAGGAUCUCCUCCGGCCAUACCUCCAAAUUCGACUUUAGUUUUUACAGUUACCCUUAACAAAUUGAAAUAGGCAUACUAAGGAUUUGUCUUUUACCAAUCCGAACACCUGUGGUCGUCUUAAGUGUCCAUAUUUGUUCAAAGUUUAAGCAUUACCAGUUUUUUGUAACACGUUAAGUACUUUUCCAUUUAAAUUUUUUGAUUUUUAAUAAAUAAAUUUAUUUGGUAUAA